AUACUAGCCAAGCUAGAUCAUGUUUGUUUGGGGCAGCUGGAAUUUUUUGUGGAAAGGGUUUGUCGAGUUCGUUCCCAAAUUUCUGUCAACUGUGCAAACCGUCAGAUCGACUUUCUAAGAUUAGAACAAGUUUCAUGAUGGCCAGAGGGAUGCGUGUGUUAAAUGUUGCAGAGAAGAAUGAUGCCGCCAAGUCACUGGCAGACUUGAUGUCAAGAGGAAGAUACAGAAGGAGGGAAGGCUACUCCAAAUACAACAAGAUCUAUGAAUAUGACUAUCAGCUUUUCAACCAGGACUGCAGUAUGACAAUGACGUCAGUGUCAGGCCAUCUGCUCAAUUAUGAAUUUGUGUCUGCCUUCAAAAAGUGGCACAGUUGCAACCCAGUGGCAUUGUUUAAUGCUGACGUCUUCAAAGGUUGUCCAGAGAAUUUCAAAGACAUCAAGAGGACUUUAGAGCGUGAGGCCAGACAGCAUGAUGUCCUCAUCAUCUGGACUGACGGAGAUAGGGAAGGGGAGAAUAUUGGCUGUGAAAUUGUUGACGUCUGCAAAGCAGUGAAACCACGUCUGGAUGUAUACAGAGCUAGAUUUUCUGAGAUUACUCCACAGUCUAUCAGCAAUGCGUGUAGGAACCUUGGUCGGCCUGAUGAGAGAGUGUCAAAUGCCGUGGAUGUCCGACAACAGCUGGACCUGAGAAUAGGUGCAGCUUUUACCCGCUUCCAGACCCUUCGUCUCUGCAAGGUGUUCCCAGGCAUCCUAGACGGCCAGUUGAUCAGCUUUGGCAGCUGUCAGUUCCCCACCCUGGGGUUUGUGGUCGAGAGGUAUAAACAGGUGGAGGCAUUCAUACCGGAGGCGUUCUACAAGAUCAAAGUCUCUCACGAGGUCGAGGACACCAAGGUAGAGUUCAACUGGAAGAGACAUCGGUUAUUCCAUCGCCUGGCCUGCGAGGUACUGCUACAAGUCUGUCUGGAUGACCCCAUGGCAACAGUCACUGACGUCAGCAGCAGGAGCAAGAGCAAAUGGAGACCUCUACCCAUGGACACUGUGGAACUGGAGAAGUUGUCAUCUCGCAAGCUGCGAGUUGGUGCCAAGGAGACCAUGAAAAUUGCUGAGAAGCUGUAUACCAAAGGGUUCAUCAGUUACCCUCGUACAGAGACCAACAUGUUCCCUAAGGAUUUCAACCUCCCAGAAUUGAUUCAGGAACAGACUCAGGAUCAGAGAUGGGGACCGUUUGCUGCAGGGAUCCUCCAGGAGGGUCCUACCCCUCGUCAGGGCAACAAGACCGACAAUGCCCAUCCUCCAAUCCACCCCAUCAAAUACACCAACACCCUGGACGGAAACGACUUCAAAGUCUAUGAGCUCAUCGUGAGGCAUUUCCUAGCGUGUUGUUCCAAGGAUGCCCAAGGCUAUGAGACAACUGUUCUCAUCAAGAUAGCGAGUGAGGAGUUCACAGCUCAGGGUCUGAUGAUUGUUGCCAGGAACUACCUGGAUGUUUACCCCUAUGACAAGUGGAACGCCAAGGUCAUACCGGUAUUCCAACAGGGCGAAACUUUCCAACCCAGAUCCAUUGAGAUGGCUGAGGGAGAGACCAGUCCACCGCCCCUCCUGACAGAGGCAGAUCUGAUCUCACUCAUGGAGAAACAUGGAAUCGGCACGGACGCCACCCACGCUGAGCACAUUGAAACAAUCAAGUCACGUCUGUACGUUGGCGUAAGACCUGACGGCAAGUUUGUCCCCGGUGAGCUAGGUAUGGGGCUGGUGGAAGGGUACGACAGCAUGGGCUAUGAGCUGUCCAAGCCAGACCUGAGAGCUGAACUAGAGGCUGACCUGAAAAGGAUCUGUGACGGUGUCAAAGACCCAGAAGUGGUGCUGCGGGAGCAGAUAGAGAAGUAUCGACAGGUCUUCAUUGAAGCGGCCGCUAAUGCCAAUAUGUUGGACGUUGCACUGUCAGGAUAUCUGGGUCAGCAACCUGAAGCAUACGUGCCGGAUGUCAAUGAAAUGGCCACCGUCACCCCAGUCCGCUCCUGUCCCAGGUGCAAUAAUUCCAUGAUUCUCAAAGAGAAGAAGGAAGGAGGCUGGAUGGUCAGCUGUUCCGGCUACCCAGCAUGCAAAGCUGCAGUCUGGUUCCCUGCGGCCGUACAGGAGGCCACCGUGUCUGAUGAAAUCUGCCGAACUUGUCAACCUGGGCCUGUCAAGAAAAUCAAGUUCAAGUUCAAGCGAGGGUCCGUACCACCCAUGAUGCCAUCAGAUUAUAUCGGCUGUGUUGGGGGAUGCGAUACAAUGUUGAAGGAAGCUCUUGAUCUGAACCUGUCAUACCUAAGACCAGCAACUCAGCCACAAGUGCCAACAACAAAUGCGAGGAGUAACAGGGGAAGGGGCGGGGCACAGAGGGGAGGGGGAGGAGCAAACGGCAGAGGAGGCGGAAACAACAGAAGAGGAGGAGGAAAUGGAGGGGGCGGGGCAUAUGGGGCUGGAGGAGGGGGAGGGGCAAAUGGUGGAGGGGGUUGGACAAAUGGGGGAGGGUUUGGAGGAGGGGGAGGGGCAAAUGGAGGAGGGGGAGGGGCAAAUGGAGGUGGAGGUUUGGGAGGAGGGGGCGGGACAAAUGGGGGAAGGUUUGGAGGAGGGGGAGGGGCAAAUGGAGGUGGAGGGUUUGGAGGAGGUGGGGCAAAUCGAGGGGGAGGAUUUGGAAGAGGGGGUGGGGCAAAUGGAGGGGGAGGGUUUAGAGGAGGAGGUGGAGCUAGAGGAGGUGGCAGCAGCGGUUUCUCUUCAAAUGUUCCACAGUCAAGGCCACCACUAAAUCAAGUGCCUGCUGGCGGGCAGUCGUUCUUUGCUGGUUCCAACAGCAAUGGUGGCGAGAAUGCAGUGGUGUGCAACUGUGGCAGUGACGCUCUGCGACUCACUGUCAAGAAGGAGGGCCCUAAUAAUGGCCGACAGUUUUACAAGUGCAAUAGUGGAGAUUGCAAUUUCUUCCUCUGGGCUGACGAGAACGCAACGCCCACCAACCCCUCCACUAACCAGAGCGUCUCAAGUUGGAAUGCCGGUGGAAACUCGUGGAAAACCCAAAAUUCCUCUGGAAAUUCCUCCGGAAAUUCCUGGAGCAGUGGAAGCAGCGGGUACGAGUCUGGGAAGGAUUCCUCAUCCGGACCGAGAACCAACAACUGGGGAGAGGUCAUGUGUCAGUGUGGACAGGCUGCAGUAUUACGCACCGUACAGAAGGAAGGUCCCAACAAAGGCAAGGAUUUUCACUGCUGUGGCAAACCACAGGGCAAACAGUGCAAGUUUUUUGAAUGGACUGACGGCAACAGUGGAUUGGGUGGUACCGGAGGCGGUGGGGCUCGAAAUCAAUCCACGUGGGGCGGUAGUGGGGGCAGCAAGCGAGGAGGGUUCAGUAAAAGGGGCGGAGCCAGCUCGGGCUUUGGAGGGGGCGGGGAUGACAACAGGAAGAGGAAGAAACCAAAGUGUAGCAUCUGCAAUCAAGAAGGUCACACAAAGCGUGGUUGCCCAAUGAAGUGAACGAAACUCUCCCUGCCUCAAGUGUGCGUAAUAUCCAACCAACUUCGCAUCACACACGUGCAAGACGUACCUCCGCCAUGCGUAGUCUUACAGCCAGAACAUCCCACAGCUAUGUGAUGGGUUAUAAUUAUGAUAAGAUAUUGCUGAAUAGAAAUAAUAUAUUGGUGCUGAAAAUAUCAAUACUGUAUGCCGUUCUUCUCAUGUGUCUAUAAAUGUAAACAUUUUUGCCUUUGGGGGAAAAAAAAAAAAAUUGGCCGCGAUCAAAACAUCAGUCGCUUUACCUUUUACAGUUAGAAUUUAGACUUGAUAGGUGCUGUUGAUCAUGAUACCCGUAACAUAGUGGUCACAUUCAUAGUGUGUUUUUGUUUGAGUCAUGGUCACACUCAUCGAAAUGUACCCAACUGAUGUAAUUACUGACUUAAAGG
Patiria miniata (bat star) is the source of this 3931-nucleotide messenger RNA. RefSeq names its product DNA topoisomerase 3-alpha-like (gene top3a). Gene Ontology annotation, molecular function: DNA binding; DNA topoisomerase type I (single strand cut, ATP-independent) activity; zinc ion binding. The coding region runs from base 135 to 3506 and encodes 1123 amino acids. Gene Ontology annotation, cellular component: chromosome; nucleus. The record is from RefSeq and is a predicted model, not a curated record. Gene Ontology annotation, biological process: DNA topological change. NCBI's taxonomy places the organism in Eukaryota, Metazoa, Echinodermata, Asteroidea, Valvatida, Asterinidae. The transcript has 25 exons.